Grus americana (Whooping crane) is the source of this 7494-nucleotide messenger RNA. It is a transcript of the gene RNF43, whose product is annotated as ring finger protein 43. Gene Ontology annotation, molecular function: frizzled binding; ubiquitin protein ligase activity. Bases 1875 to 4373 code for a protein of 832 amino acids. The record is from RefSeq and is a predicted model, not a curated record. The transcript has 9 exons. Lineage: Eukaryota; Metazoa; Chordata; Aves; Gruiformes; Gruidae. Gene Ontology annotation, biological process: ubiquitin-dependent protein catabolic process; Wnt receptor catabolic process.
UCCCGGGGGAGGACACGGCCAGCCGCAGCCUGCCUGCUCCGGGGCCGAGCCGGACUCCUCACCUGCAGCUCUCCGCUUCGGGGGCCGAAAGGCUUUUCCGGAGCGCUCGGGGCUGGCCGGAGCCGUCUGCCCACCCGGAAUGGUCAGGCAGCCCGCCGGGCUUCGCUGCCGGGUCGCUGCUCAUGUUCCAGCGUUUAUUUUCCUUCGUGCUCCCUGCGUCCGGAGCCGAUAAUUGCGUUCGCUGUGGAGAGAGGAGAGACUUCGGGAUUUUUAAGGAGUUUUUCGGAACUGUUUUUGGGUUCUUCCUCAGGUCUGUAGAUUACAUGCGGGCACUUCACUUUCAGCCAUGCCUGCCCCAGGAGCGUUCUGUCUGCAGUAAUUUUCUCCCUUUGAUCUUGCUGGAUUCUCUUUCGGGCUGUGGAGCUCCGCUCGCGCCUACCUGCCUGCUGCAUGUGUGCGAGAGAGAUCUCUUCCUCCUUUUUUUAGUAUUUUUUUAUUACAAAUACCAAUUUUUAUACUUUUUUUUUAAAGACCAAACCACAACAUCAUCAGACCCACGCAGUUUUCUUAAACUACUGGAAAUAACUUUUCCCUAGGAUUUACAGCCACAUUUCCAUCCGUCCCGGCCCCUGCGGACUCCAGCAGGCACACUGCCUAACAGGUUUGCAGGUCUUUUUUUAAAAAAAAAAAAAAAAAAAAAUCACUUUUUCUCUUCAUAGCUGUAUGAUCACUGUAACUUUGGUUUUAAUUGAAAAUAUCCUCUGUCUAAACUCUCCCAGUUAUGAAGACUCCUCGAUACGUUUCAUGUGACCUUUGGGCAGACCAUGGAACUUUAUAUUUUAUUUUGUGGGGCCUUUAGUCGGGAUCUUCUUAAUGUGUGCUUGGAAGUGGUCAUACCGGAACUCAGGCGUGCACAGGAAUAGUGCGAGAGAAACCAGAUAUGCUGUAACUUUUUGCUUGAUACCUGUUUGGCUUGGUAUCUAAACUUUUAAAGUGUUUUGGGGCCUUUUUAUUUCCUGGGAACUUAAAACUAUGAAGAGAAGCUUCGUGCUUUAUUAAUUAUCCUCGAGAACUGCACCCGGAGUCAGACUCUGAACAUGGAUUAUUAGGGGAAAAAAAAGUAAAAUUGAUCUCCAAGCUCGAAUGAAGCAUUUCUGGCACAAGAAGGAUGGAAGGGAUCUACUCGAUUUGGAAGAGAACGGUACAGAAGCAAACUUAUUUUUUGCCAUAAAUUCAAGAAAUACCUCCUGCAUAAUUUCUAAUUCCUAACACCGAUAAUUGCAGAUAACAUUCAAGGUGAAGAGCUUGACCGUAAGUUGUGGGAAAUGCUGGCGAGAAGGUGAGGUGUCACACGAGGGUACUUGAGAUGGAUGUUUUGAACCUGCGGAUCUUCCUAACUCUUGGGCGGGAGGCAGGAGGACACCACGUCCACGGGGAGAUCUCCUGGUGCCUCAUCGCUGCGGGACUGACGAGUUCCUAAUGCUCCCUGGUGUAUAUCUGAACUGAUUUCUUGCUUGCAACCUGUUUCACUGAUCUUUCCGGAUUUAUCUGCUGGAGGAGGAACUCAUAAUUUAGGAUAUACAUAGGGUUGUUUUUUUUUUUAGUUCGUUUAAAAUAUGCCUCUGAGCUCCCAGCGGCCUUUGAGCACGUGGCACCAAGGAAGAGAAACGGUGAUGGCAAGGACCGGAGAAGUUGUCCGGUAAGCAGCGCUGGCGGCGACCAAGCCCCUCUCCCCUCUCUCUCCCGCCUCCCUGUCGCUGGGACCGCACACUCGGAAACCCGACGAGCUUUGCCGACGGCUGGAGCCCGCCGCAGGGUGAGGACGCGUUCCUGAGCGGUAUGUGUGGCCGGAGCCCGCUGCUGCAGCUGGUAGCAUGAGUGCUGGCCCCCAGCUGCAGCUGGCUGUCCUCUGGCCUUGGCUGCUCAUGGCGACCCUGAAGGCAGGACUUGGCCAUACAGGGCUGGCGCUGGCGGCGGCGGUUGAGUCGGAGAGGUCGGCAGCGCAGAAAGCCAUCAUUAGGGUGAUCCCCCUGAAAGUGGAGCCAAUCAUACUGGAAGGGGAGUUUGCAAACGUUGCUGAGGUGACUCCAGCCGAAGGAAAACUGCUCCAGUCCCACCCACUGUCCCUGUGCAACACCAGCGAGGAUGAACACACCGAAUCGGGAUUCAUCACCAUUGUCAAGCUUGAACAGCCGGAUCGGGAUCCCAACCCUUGCCUGUCGCUGGCGAACAAGGCAAAGCUGGCGGGGGAGCGUGGAGCCCGUGCGAUCCUUUUUGACAUUACGGAUGAUGAAAGCGCUGCUGAUCAGCUGAGAAAGCCCAGAGGUCUGAGUCAGCCCGUGGUUCUAAUCAGGGGCCACGAUGCUGAGCUUCUCAUGGGUGUCGUGAACAAGAACAGAGAGGCCCAUGUGAAGAUAGAAGUCAAGGAGCCACCAGCUUGGCCAGACUACGACGUGUGGAUUCUUCUCACGGUGGUCAGCACUGUCGUUGUCAUCAUUUUGAUUUUUGUUGUCCGCACCAAGUGCCAACUGAACAGGAGUCAGGACUCCUUGCAGCAGCAGACCAUGCAGGCCAUCGGGCAGCUGGCCACGCGCAAGUACCAGGCAAGGUGCCGGCAGGCAUCGCGGUGGGACUCGGCCAGCAGCUGCAGCUCAGCCCCGGUCUGUGCCAUUUGCCUGGAGGAGUUCAGCGAGGGCCAGGAACUGCGGAUCAUCUCGUGCUCCCAUGAGUUUCACCAGGAGUGUGUUGACCCCUGGCUGCAACAACAUCACACGUGUCCGCUUUGCAUGUUCAAUAUUCUUGCCAGAGAUUCAGUGGACCAGGCCACGGCCGCAGGCUCCAGGCUGGCCCCUCGGGACAUGGAGCCCGGACGGCGACUCCACCUUUUCCGCCAGCACCCGGGACAUGCCCUUUACCACCUCCCACAUGCGUAUCCUCAGAGGAACCUCAGGAGCUUCCCCCUGGAGCCAGCCCACGGCAACCCCUUCUUCCACUCUCCAGAGCUCUCCCAGCUGGAUGUUAACACCAUCCACUACAUGCCCUACAGGCCAGCCACCUCCCUGCCCGCCUGCAGCCACCCGUCCCCCCUGGCCCCGGGUUUGCUGGGCCAGCAGCACCCCAACCCCUCGGCGUGUGGGCAGACACUGCCACCCCACAGGACUUGUUCUCUCCAGCCCCAGCCCCCCUGCCUGGGGCUCAAGACAGCCCUGGCGCAGAAGCAGCACCGUGCACCCGCCCUGCGCCGGGGGGUUGGCCACGGGCACCAGCACAACAGCAGUGGCUCUGGGGAGAGCUAUCUCACGGAGCACAGUGGGUACCUGGCAGAUGGGCCGGGCAGUGACUCCAGCUCAGGGCCCUGCCACGGUUCCUCCAGUGACUCCAUGUUGAACUGCACGGAUGUCAGUCUGCAGGGCAUCCACGGCAGCUGCUCCACUUUCCGCAGCUCCCUCAGCAGCGACUAUGACCCCUUUGUGUACUGCAGCUCGGAGGGGCCCGCCACGGACAACGGCCAGGAGCAGCCGCGGCCACCAAGGGAGAUGCGGCCCAGGUCGUUGGACCUGAUGGUGCCUGGGGGUGCUGCUCCGGCCAAGCCCCAGGUGCUCAGCCAUGUCCACUACCACCACCACCAGCACCAUCACUACAGAAGAGACGCAGACUGCCCGCCUGGGCGGGCCGGGCCGGGGCCCGGGCAGCGCAAAUCCCGAUACUCUGGGGCCAAGGUUGGCUUCCAUGGUGCUCGGACACAAAAGAGGACUGAGAAAAGCCAUCACUGUCAGCAGCCUCUGGAAAGCAGCACUGUGCUACAGGAGGCAGCUCUGGCAGGACAGCCCGCCUGUCCCCAGAAAGGCCGGGAGGCCCCUCAUGCCACCUCUGCUUCUCCAAACAGGCUGGACUUCAGUGUAGAUGCCACCAGACAAUCGGGAGCAGCUGGCACAUCCCCCGUCCCGCUGCUCCCAAGACACAGCUUACAGAGCCGUCAUCACCGAAGGAAAAGAAAGUGUCCCCUGGAGCCUGACCCUGCUCUCCUGCCCGAGGACUCAGCCUUGCCCAAAGCCUGUGAUGCUCACGUUCCUCACGGCCAUCCCGCUGGCUACCGCUGCUCACCUGAAGUCCAGCCCCUGAUCCCAAGCACUCCCCUGCCCUGCAGCUCAGGCUCUCGGCCGCUCUGGAAGUGUUUAGUGCCACAGUCCGGCUCAGAGCUGAAAAAGCAGGAGGAGGGGUUGUCAGGACGGGAGGGAAACCGCACGGUUCCUGAUUUUUCAGGGAUGGGCACCCCCAGACACGGUCUGAGUCUUCACCUUCACUGCCCGUCUCAGCAGGGUGGUCAGGGAUCUGAACAGGAGGUCCAGGAUGUCCAUGAACACUCAGUUUAAUAAAACACUGGCCUGUUUGCUUACUGGAGAGCUGGAAUGGACAAAGAUGUUCAGCGUACCAGUUGUAGAGGAGCUCACAUCUUGCCCUCUGCACAGGCAACGCGUAAUAACCAGCCCUGACCUGCACGGACCACGCCAAGACGCAGACUGCAAAUAAGCAGUGCGACACUUGCGGUCUCCUCAUGUUCCCACGUUGCGAUGGCCACACAAACACAGAGCUGUGUUCUCCAGGUCCCCUUCUCCUUUGAAGGCACAGGCAGCCCAUCUUCAUCCUGUGGCAUCUGUCUGCGUGGGCUGGCUCACUCAGAGACCGGUCUUGGGAGUCACCAGCUGGAGAGCUCGUGGAGUGAGUGCAAGCUGCUAUUUUGGCAUGUUCAUGCCACAGAAGGUUUUGCUAAACACUUCAAAAAUAAACAAGCCUUCGAGACCAAAAGCUGCAGAAAUUACUUUCUGUGGCCUGGUAGCUCCUGACUUCAUUUCCUCACUUAGGUCAAAAGCCAGACUUCUUCAUUUAACUUUUCCACUCUUAUUUCAGACACAGGAACAAGCUGUUCUCCAUCUCAGCACUCACAGGUCUGCCCUGCAAGGUGCUUCUUUUGACUUCAUUGGAAACUAGCAAAUCUCAACCACUUUUGAUCACUUCAUUGUCCCUCAGCUGACGCCAUCUCAGCCAUUUGCUGCAUUUUGCCAGCAGCAGGAGAGGUGAAGACACAGGGACAAUGUCAGCAUUUCUGGGAAGGAGCUGGGUCAGACUCUUUCCCUCUCAUCUGGCAAUGUGAACAAGUCUCUCACUCAUCCUCUAACUCCUCCAUCUACCCUCAAAAUAGGUGUUAUGUGCAGCCCUGUUUAAAGCAACUCAUUUGUUGAGCAUAUUUCAAACCUGAGAUGCCCCUGUCACAGGAGACACGGAAUAUCCUUGAGUUCACCUGGCUCUUGCUUCUCUCCUUCCUCCCUCGUUGCCCCAAGACACAGCAAAAUUUCCCAACAAAAGCAUCCAUAAUAAAUGCAGAGCAGAGCCCCAUCCAUCACCCAGCCUUAUCUUCAUAUUUCAGAGACACCUGAAAUGAUCCUGCAAAGGAAUUUUUCAAAAUAACCUCCUGCCUUUUCUAACAUUUUGAUGAUGGAGAGAGAAAACUUGAGAAAUUGCUAGGCUCUUGGUUUAUUACUUUUUUUUUCCCCUCCCAUUUGUGGUUUUUGGUUGGUUUUUUUUUAAAUGUCACUAGUUCUUGUUUCCUACAUCUCAUAAUUUGGGGACAUUCAAGUAAAAUAAAACAUGACAAAUUCAAAACAUAGAGAACCCAAACAGUUUUCAUACAGCAGGGAAUUAGACUGUUGAGUUCAUUGCCCUAAAUGAUCAUUCAGGCCAAAGAGUUAGCCAGAUUCCCAUGUGAAGUGCACAUUUAUAUGGCACCAAGUGUUUCCAGAGUUAAUGCUAAUGAAGCAUUGGCAAGAAUACAACACUGGAGCUGAAGGUAGCUCCUGACAAUUUGAAACCCUGUGUAGGGACAGACUUCCCCAUAUCUAUUCAGUGCUCAGUAAGCUUCCUUCGAAGCAGCAGCUUCUCCAGCUUGAGAGAGCACACUGGUUAGGUAGUCUCAGUUCGGGCUAAUCCUGCCUCUGCCUUCCUUCGUUGGUGAGGAAAGCUUUUUACGGGGUUUGCUGCCCUUAAUCUUUGAAAAAGGCACCUAUGUCCCAGCUGCUAAUCAGUCACUGAUGUUCAAGUGAUGGUGUUAAAAGUCAGCCGAUAGCACUGUUUUAAACAAAACAUUAUUCCCCUGCUAGUGUUCAUUUCUUGUCUCCUGUGACUGAGCCACUGCAGGACCUUUCAGUCUAGAGAAGAGCUGAAUUUCUUUCAUCAAAGAACCCAGCAGAAUUUUAUUUUAACCUUUUCAGGCUCUUCUUGCUUGUCCAGAGCAAGCAGAAGGCACAAAAUCAGAUGUUUUCUCCCUUGCAGGAAAGUCAGUCUUAAACUAGAGGAAAAAAACCCAGGAGCCAGGUCUAGAUUCCCCCAGUUCGACUUUUUGUGCACGUGGUCCAUGGCUUGUCUCAAACAGCUCCCUACGUCCUUGACCAUCCUGGAGGGCUCAGAUGACUUUACAGAGGGGAGGGUCUUGAAGUCCAGGUGCUCCCACUGGUUUCUUUAGGAGUCAAGAAGGCUGAGAGCCUCCAGGGGUGCAUUUCACUGCCUCAAAGGAACGAGCAUCCAGUUUGCAGUCUAAAAGUCCUCCUCUCUGGAGGGCUCUGAAUCUGCUGCGAGCCCCAGGCCUCUUGGAGAAAGUGGUCAGUACUAACACACCCUUUCCACUCCCUACUGCAGUAUUACCGGGCUGCGCAGGGCAAUGCCUGCUUUAAAGUGUUUUCCUUUCCUGAUUUUUAUGCUGCUGCUCCUUUUCAUCUAGAAAAUAGCCAUCCUAGAUGCUGGGCCCCCUCCCCGGGGCUUGCUGAGCUGAAUGAGAGUGCGCAGGUCUGCCUCGGUGGGUUCUCAGGUGGGAGGAGAGGGAGGAACUCUUUGGGAAGGUGGUUUUCAAGAUCCCCUUCAGUAGAUGGGCUACCAUCCUCGGCCGCCUGGAAGGGAAGAAGCAAUAUCUGAGAAAAUGGGGAACGGCUCCUCUUAGUUCCUGCACCGCUCACUUCUGGGCGAUGCUUUUGAGUGCUCAGUACCCUUGGGCUCCGUCACUGAAUUUCUUCAGCAUCACUGCAAUGAAGUGCAGCUCAUUUUCCUUCGUUGCAUCCAAAGUCCCAGCUGGAAGCUGAUGGAAGCCGGAGCAUCCUGAACUCGCUCUGUCCGAGACCGAAGCCCCAGCCCUUCCCCAGGGACCACCAUCUUCCCAGGAGCUCCCAUCCCGCCGAGAUGGUACCGUGGGCCGGGCUGGCUGGACCUCCUCUGUUCCUGCACAGAGCCUCUGCUCUCCCUUUGUAACGUUCAGAUCCUUUUGAAAUGUGAAUAUAGGUUUUUUUGUUGGCUUUUUUGUUUGUCUGUUUGUUUUGCCAAGUCUGUCCUGGCUCUUGGGGCUUGGGAAUAAAAAAAAAAAAAAAAAGGAAGAAUACAUUUUAUAUAUAUGCAAAACUGUGUAUUUAUGUCCGAUAGAAACAAAGAUGUGUGAAUAUGCUGAUGUGCUCA